AUGGAGGAAGCAGCAGUGCAGGCUGAGCUAGGCACCGGCCCUGCAGCAAAGAUGGCUCAGACCAACCCUCUGCCUGGUCCCACGGGCCCGUGGAUGAUCACAGCCUACGAUCGAGAAAACUUCCAGGGAAAGAAGAUGGAGUUCACCUCAGCCUGCCCCACCAUCAUCGAGUGCGGUUUCCAGAACAUCCGCUCCCUGAAAGUGGAAAGUGGCGCCUGGAUCGGUUAUGAGCACACUAGCUUCUGUGGGCAGCAGUUUAUCUUGGAAAGGGGACAAUACCCACAGUGGGAUGCCUGGAGUGGGAGCAACGCCUACCACACCGAGCGUCUGAUGUCCUUCCGCCCCAUCUGCUGUGCUAAUCACAAAGAGUCCAAGAUGACAGUCUUUGAGAAGGAGAACUUCAUGGGACGCCAGUGGGAACUAUUGGACGACUACCCCUCCCUGGAAGCAAUGGGCUGGGGAAACAACGAAGUGGGCUCCAUGAAGGUGCAGUGUGGCGCCUGGGUUUGCUAUCAGUAUCCUGGUUACCGUGGCUACCAGUACAUUUUGGAGAGUGACCAUCACAGUGGAGAUUACAAGCACUGGAGAGAGUGGGGCUCACACGCCCAGACCUUCCAGGUCCAGUCUAUUCGGCGUGUCCAGCAGUAG
Gopherus flavomarginatus (Mexican gopher tortoise) is the source of this 648-nucleotide messenger RNA. It is a transcript of the gene CRYBA1, whose product is annotated as crystallin beta A1. Gene Ontology annotation, molecular function: structural constituent of eye lens. Gene Ontology annotation, biological process: visual perception; lens development in camera-type eye. The transcript has 6 exons. NCBI's taxonomy places the organism in Eukaryota, Metazoa, Chordata, Testudines, Testudinidae. Bases 1 to 648 code for a protein of 215 amino acids. The record is from RefSeq and is a predicted model, not a curated record.